AUGAGGGAAGACGAAUCAUACUUAUUCACUGGUCUCCGUUUUGGAUACAAAUAUUUCUUUGGGGUGUCGGCUAUCGACGAGGCGAGGUCCAAACGCACAUCCAUAGAGGCUUUCAAGCAGCAGGAAUCGCCAGAUUGCUAUCUGGAAACUGGCGACAGGGAGUUCUGCAGGACACAAAGUGUGGAGAUAUCGGGGGUUCCCCUAGAUUUCCAAGUGGACUGUGUAGCGCCUUCAUUGUCUGAUCAGGGGGACACCGGUCAGUACACAGCGGUCUUGUCUUGGACUCCUCCCAUUCAAGUAAACGGUAGAAUCACCGACUAUGAGUUGCGCUAUGGCAAAUCUAGCAGCAAUUUGGCCGAGCAGAUUCCAUAUUAUAAGAAGACUAAGGUUUACAGUAAGGAGCUAAGACAUCUCGAAGAGUUCUCAAAUUUCACGGCACAGGUGAGAGCUUUUGUGGAUGGAAAAGGUGGACCAAAGGCCACUCUGAAAUUCAAUACGUACCACGAGCAGCUGGCCAAUGAUUUAAGCCACCAAAGUGAAUGUGACGAGUUGUUUUAAACAAAGAGUAUUGAGGGAAACGGCAAUCUGCUUCUGCUUGCCAUUUUAUUCGAUUUCUGCAAGACGAAGAUAAAUACAUGUUGUCAGGUCUUCCA
Messenger RNA from Patiria miniata (bat star), 653 nucleotides. RefSeq lists its product as uncharacterized. Bases 1 to 558 code for a protein of 185 amino acids. Gene Ontology annotation, molecular function: protein binding. Lineage: Eukaryota; Metazoa; Echinodermata; Asteroidea; Valvatida; Asterinidae. The transcript has 7 exons. The record is from RefSeq and is a predicted model, not a curated record.